Messenger RNA from Fraxinus pennsylvanica, 1641 nucleotides. Lineage: Eukaryota; Viridiplantae; Streptophyta; Magnoliopsida; Lamiales; Oleaceae. The record is from the annotation of a GenBank genome assembly.
AUGGACCAAUUGAAGCCAAGUUCUACCAAUUCAAGCCCACUAACACCCAUCGGAUUCCUGGAGAGAGCAGCCACUGUCUAUGCCGAUUGCCCAUCAAUUGUUUAUAAUUCAGCCACCUAUUCUUGGUCGGAAACUUAUGUCAGGUGCUUGAAAUUGGCAUCUUCAAUUGUAUCGUUGGGAAUCAAGAGAGGCCAGGUGGUUUCUGUGUUGGCGCCAAAUGUCCCUGCCAUGUACGAGCUUCAUUUCGCCAUACCUAUGGCCGGCGCAGUUCUUAAUACCAUCAAUCUCCGCCUCGAUGCACGCACAAUCGCCGUCAUCCUCCGCCAUGCCGAAUCGAAGCUUGUGUUUGUUGAUUGUCAAUCAGAAUCUUUGGUUGUUGAGGCCUUGUCUUUAUUCCCACCGAAUUCUCAGCGUCCUCUUCUUGUUUUUAUAUCUGAUGAUGAAUUUAAAUCCCCUGAUUUAUAUAGGAAUUAUGAGGGCAUGGUCCAUGAUGGUGAUUCGAAUUUCAAUUGGGUACGCCCUGAAAGUGAAUUUGAUCCUUUAACGCUGAAUUACACCUCCGGAACCACCUCUUCGCCAAAAGGAGUAGUCCAUAGCCACCGUGGGGCAUUCAUUGUUUCAAUGGAUUCGUUGCACGGGUGGUCAGUGCCAAAAGAGCCGGUUUACCUGUGGACUCUGCCCAUGUUUCACGCCAAUGGCUGGAGCUACACAUGGGGGAUGGCAGCGGUGGGCGCCACCAACGUCUGCGUCCGGAAAUUUGAUGCGACUGUCAUUUACACCUUGAUACGUAAUCAUAAGGUAACCCACAUGAGUGGUGCACCCGUGGUGCUUAACAUGCUAUCAAAUGUUCCAGAUGGCAGUAAAACGCUAGAAAGCCCAGUUCACGUAUUAACAGCCGGAGCGCCGCCGCCAGCGGCGGUGCUGCUCCGAACUGAAUCGUUGGGGUUUAUUGUGACUCAUGGGUAUGGAUUGACGGAAACUGGAGGUCUGGUUAUCUGUUGCUCGUGGAAGCAGAAGUGGAACAAAUUGCCUGCAACCGAACGGGCCAGGCUCAAGGCCAGACAGGGAGUUAAGACUCCUGGAAUGGCUGAAGUUGAUGUGAUUGACCCUGAAUCAGAAAAGAGUGUCAAUCGGGAUGGCAAAAUGCUGGGUGAAGUUGUGCUGAGAGGAGGUUGUGUAAUGCUAGGAUACCUCAAAGACCCUCAAGGCACCUCAAAAUGCAUGAAGAAUGGAUGGUUUUACACAGGCGAUGUUGGUGUUAUGCACCCUGAUGGGUACUUGGAAAUCAAGGACAGAUCAAAGGAUGUCAUUAUUAGUGGUGGGGAGAAUUUGAGCAGUGUGGAGGUUGAAUCUGUUCUGUACACGCACCCGGCGAUCAACGAGGCUGCGGUGGUGGCGCGGCCGGAUGAAUUCUGGGGUGAAACGCCCUGCGCUUUUGUGAGCUUGAAAAUUGGGGUGAAGGAAAAGCUGACGGAAAAAGACGUGAUGGGGUUUUGCAGGGCAAAAUUGCCCCACUACAUGGUGCCAAAGACGGUUGUUUUCAAGGAUGAGCUUCCCAAGACGUUCACUGGAAAAAUUCAAAAGUUUGUGCUCAGAGAAAUGGCCAAGAAGAUGGGGUCGACCAAGACGAGUAGGCUCUAG